AGCUCAAGAUGUCUAAAAAAAUCCAUGGAGGCUCUGUUGUGGAGAUGCAAGGAGAUGAAAUGACACGGGUCAUCUGGGAACUGAUUAAAGAAAAGCUGAUUUUUCCUUAUGUAGAUCUGGAUUUGCACAGCUAUGAUUUGGGCAUUGAGCAUCGUGAUGCUACAAAUGAUAAAGUAACUGUGGAAGCUGCUGAAGCCAUAAAGAAAUACAACGUUGGCAUAAAGUGUGCAACCAUCACUCCUGAUGAGAAGAGAGUGGAGGAGUUCAAUUUGAAGCAGAUGUGGAAGUCUCCCAAUGGGACAAUUAGAAACAUCCUAGGUGGCACUGUCUUCAGGGAGGCUAUUAUCUGCAAGAACAUUCCCCGGCUGGUGUCUGGAUGGGUGAAACCCAUUGUCAUUGGCCGUCACGCUUACGGGGAUCAAUACAGAGCAACUGAUUUUGUGGUGCCUGGGCCUGGAAAAGUAGAGAUGAUCUACACUCCAGAAGGUGGAGGCAAACCAGUCACAUAUGUGGUCCAUAACUUUGAAAGCUGUGGUGGUGUAGCCAUGGGAAUGUACAAUCUUGACCAGUCUAUCAAGGAUUUUGCCCACAGUUCCUUCCAAAUGGCACUGUCUAAAGGCUGGCCCCUCUACAUGAGCACCAAGAACACCAUUCUGAAGAGAUACGAUGGGCGCUUUAAAGACAUCUUCCAAGAGAUCUAUGACAGAGAAUACAAGUCCCAGUUUGAAGCCAAAAAAAUCUGGUAUGAGCAUAGGCUUAUUGAUGACAUGGUUGCUCAGGCCCUGAAAUCUGAAGGAGGCUUUGUCUGGGCCUGCAAGAACUAUGAUGGGGACGUGCAGUCUGACUCUGUUGCACAAGGCUAUGGCUCUCUGGGGAUGAUGACCAGUGUGCUGAUCUGCCCUGAUGGCAAGACUGUUGAAGCAGAAGCUGCUCACGGCACAGUUACUCGUCACUACCGCAUGCACCAGAAAGGCCAGGAAACCUCCACUAACCCCAUUGCCUCCAUCUUUGCAUGGACAAGAGGACUCGCUCACAGGGCUAAGCUGGACAACAACACUAGCCUCAAGAACUUUGCAGUUGCCUUGGAAGAAGUCUGCAUUGAGACCAUUGAAUCUGGCUUCAUGACAAAGGACCUUGCUGCCUGUAUCAAAGGUCUACCUAAUGUCACACGCUCUGAUUACCUGAACACCUUUGAGUUCAUGGACAAGCUUGCUGAAAACCUGAAGGGGAAGCUGGCCUCUCUGCCUAAACUUUAAGGGACAGGCUCUACUCAAGCUCUGCUAACAAAGCAUCUUCCAUUUACACCAGAGUGUGUAAGUGUAUCACACUCUGUUCUGUAACAUUUCAAACACUAGACAAAAAUGAACAUGUACAAUUUUUUAAAUGUUUUAAAGUGUAUGUUUUCUUAAAGCCCUUGAGGAGCUGCUGGGCUAGGCCUUACUUUUGCUAAGCAGCUGAAUGUGAUAGUAUUCAAGCUCAGUGUGGGUCUGGAUUCCUAAUGUCAUUCACAGCAGACUUGAGGUUUCUCUCCAUGACUUUAUUGAUCU
This is a messenger RNA of Nestor notabilis (Kea), 1547 nucleotides long. RefSeq names its product isocitrate dehydrogenase 1 (NADP+), soluble (gene IDH1). Gene Ontology annotation, biological process: isocitrate metabolic process. Gene Ontology annotation, molecular function: magnesium ion binding; isocitrate dehydrogenase (NADP+) activity; NAD binding. The record is from RefSeq and is a predicted model, not a curated record. Gene Ontology annotation, cellular component: cytosol; mitochondrion; peroxisome. The transcript has 8 exons. NCBI's taxonomy places the organism in Eukaryota, Metazoa, Chordata, Aves, Psittaciformes, Psittacidae. Bases 9 to 1256 code for a protein of 415 amino acids.